This is a messenger RNA of Penicillium canariense, 1668 nucleotides long. RefSeq names its product cleavage polyadenylation factor subunit CLP1. Gene Ontology annotation, biological process: tRNA splicing, via endonucleolytic cleavage and ligation. The transcript has 2 exons. The record is from RefSeq and is a predicted model, not a curated record. Lineage: Eukaryota; Fungi; Ascomycota; Eurotiomycetes; Eurotiales; Aspergillaceae. The coding region runs from base 1 to 1668 and encodes 555 amino acids. Gene Ontology annotation, molecular function: polynucleotide 5'-hydroxyl-kinase activity. Gene Ontology annotation, cellular component: mRNA cleavage factor complex; nucleus.
AUGUCUCUCCCGGGCUUAGAGCUGACGCAGCCCUCGGAGGAGAGGCAGUUUGCCGUCGCCCCACCGUCACAAAUCGCCUUGAAAGCUGGCUGCGAAUGGCGCUUUGAGGUCGCGUUCGGCCAUAUUGUCAGGGUCAAACUUCUCAACGGCACUGCCGAGCUUUUCGGCACCGAGCUCGCCGAAUCGCAGACAUACACGUUCUCUGGUACCAAAGCGGCAAUUUUCACGUGGCACGGAUGUGAACUGGAGAUCAGCGCCCUCGAUACUGGCACUACUACGCUCGAUGGAGUUACGCCCGUGGCUGGCCAUGGCGCAGGCGGUUGCCAGAGCGAGUACAUUGCUGAAGAGACGCCCAUGAUCGAAUAUUCCAACAUGCACUUUGCGCUGGAGUCGAUGCGCCAGGAAGCGCAAGGCUCGGGCAAAGAUGGCCCCAGGGUCUUGCUUCUGGGGCCCGACAAUGCUGGCAAGACGAGCCUGGCGAAGAUCUUAACGGCCUAUGCGACUAAAGUUGGCGGGCAGCCGCUGGUGGUGAAUCUGGAUCCGACCGAGGGCAUGCUCAGCGUUCCCGGCACACUCACUGCAACCGCCUUCCGAACAAUGCUGGACAUUGAGGAUGGCUGGGGCAGCAGUCCCAUGUCCGGGCCGAGCCCAGUUCCUGUCAAGCUUCCGCUUGUCUAUAGCUAUCCACUCCCCAACCCUCUCGACGCCGAGGGCUCAGUCUACCGGCCAAUUGUAUCACGUUUGGCCCUGUCAGUAACAGGCCGCCUGGCCGAGGAUGAAGAGGUCCGCGAGACAGGCAUCAUCGUCGACACCCCCGGUAUCCUCAGCUCCGGCAAGCCAGGCAGCCUAGAGCUGAUCAACCACAUCGUGACCGAAUUCGCUAUCACAACUAUCAUCGUGCUCGGCUCAGAGCGGCUGUACAGCACGAUGGUCAAGCAAUACGACAACAAGCCCAGCGCCAGCGCCUCGGCUACCAUCUUCGACGAGCGCAUUUCCGUCGUGAAGCUGUCCAAAUCAGGCGGCUGUGUCGAUCGGGACGCUGCGUUCAUGAAAGCCACCUGCGAGUCCCAAAUCCGAUCUUACUUCUUCGGAAACUCGAUUCCCUCUACUGCAUCCGCAGCCUUCUCACUCUCUGCAUCCUCCACGUCUACCGUGACUCUCUCCCCGCACGCGCAGGUCAUGGACUUUGCAUCGCUAUCAGUGUUCAACUACGUCGUAGUCUCGAUCGACGACGAGGACGAAGAUGAAUAUGAUCCCUCCACGCUGGGCAUGGGCGACUCUCUUCUCCCCACCGGCACAGCCGAUUACACCCCCUACCAACAAGAACCGGAUCGCGCUGCUCCGCUCCCGGGUAUCAUCGGCCUCUCGAAUGAUGCGCCGAACCCUUCGGCCUCCAACACAGCCUUUAGCAACGUCCCGCUCAAGAAGGUCCUCCCACCUGCACCCUCGUCUCUCGCUAAUACCCUCCUCGCGAUCACCCAUGUCUCGACUACGGCCUCGCCCGCUGAAGUCCGUGAUGCGAGCAUCAUGGGUUUCCUGUACGUUGCAGACGUUGAUGCGGAGAAGGGCAAGAUUAGAGUGCUUGCGCCUGUUGGAGGGAGACUCCCACCCCGAGCGAUGAUCUGGGCUAAGCGUUGGCCUGCAGAGGUCGUGGGUUUGGUGGGUUGA